GAAAAGAGCUGUAAGGUUUUCAGUAUUAAGCAGCAGAGCGCUUACAUUGUCAUACAGAAAUGGACGACGAUGGUUUAAUGUUCAACUUCGGAGGCGGCUCCGACAGCGGUGCGGUUACGAAUAGGAAGACAGCAGCAAAGGGCGGAAAGUGGCGAGAUCGUCUGAAAGCCAAGAAAGCAGCAAAGUCAUUCAACAGGAACCAAGGAAUGCUAUCCGAGGGAAGCACUGGACAACCUGCUCUUCCAAAGCAACCGAGAAGUGACGGUGCUGGAUCGACUAGAUUGCCCAAGUCCGACAAGCCUACUACCAAGGACGGCGUCAAACCGAAGGACAACAGUAAACCUACCGAAGCACACACAACAGCAUCCAAGAUCGCUCACGGCAAAGCGCAAGUCAUGUCAUCCUUGUUCACAUUCAAUCCAACCAUAGAGCGAAACUACAAGGCUGAAAAAGAUGUAAAUAGAGGAGAUGUGGUACCAAGUAAUGCUCCCGUAGCGGAUACAACGACUUUCCUCGGUAUCGGCAUUGAACCAGAUCUCGUAGAACACAUGACCAACAAAUUAUCCAUCACUACUCCAACUAAUAUCCAAAAGAAUGCAUUGCCCAUCUUGUUGGGUCCAUCCAGAACGGUAUUGGACGCAAAGAUCCCAAGUAAAGACGUGGAUGUCGUUGUACAGGCUCAAACUGGUUCCGGAAAAACCCUCACCUACCUUCUCCCUAUUGUCAAUCGCUUAAUAUCUGCCUCCACCUCACUUACUGGCGUGGCUGCAUUUGGUGAUCGUUCCGUGGGAACAGUGGCCAUCAUUCUCACACCUACUCGAGAACUCGCACAACAAGUGUUGACGGUGUUAACAUCUAUUCUCAGUAUACCCCCUAGCAAGACCCCAGGCAAGAAACGUAACCAUUGGAUAGUACCUGGUAUCGUUAUCGGAGGCGACAAGAAGAGCUCAGAAAAGGCAAGACUUCGUAAAGGUGUGAACAUUUUGGUUAGUACGCCAGGUCGACUAUUGGAUCAUUUGAAAACAACCAAAAGUUUCAGUAUUGAGAACCUUAAAUGGCUGGUUCUGGAUGAAGCCGAUCGAUUGCUUGAUCUUGGAUUUGAGGAAACUAUCAAAGAUAUAAUGAAGAUCAUCGAUGAGCGCACGGCGACCCCCGGUAAAUUCAAACAAGCUAUGACCAACAAGUUUUGGCCCAAACGUCGACAAACCGUUCUCUGUUCUGCCACACUUCGAGAUGAUGUUCAAAAGCUUGCCGGUCAGAGCUUAGUGGAUCCAGUUUUCGUCAGUGGAAAUGGCGAUGUCAGUAGUAUGGCUGUGGCAACACAAGGCAUGUCCGCACGUGAGGACGACGCAAAAUUCACAACACCCAAUCAAUUAAAACAAACAUGCGUCCUGACACCAGCCAAGCUCCGGCUAGUGACACUUCUGGCAAUGCUAAAAUCAUGUUACACUACCCGCAAAGGCGGCCGCAUGACUCACAAGAACAAUAAGGUUAUUGUUUUCUUUUCAUGCUGCGAUUCGGUGGAUUUCCACUACGAUCUGUUUAUCAACGCUGGAAAACCAAGAAACGAAGGUGAAAACGCUAGUGAUGACUCUGAUGACGAAGACCCAACACAGAAAAUCCUUCGGGAAGUGCUUGAUGGCCAACCGCCCAAGAAAAAACAUGCAAGUCGCAAGCCCAUAACGCCACCAACUCAACAAGCAAAGGAUGAGGUUGUGGGAGUAAGCGGUACCGGUAAACUGCUAGAACAUGUGCCUAUAUUUCGAUUGCAUGGUGAUCUUGGUCAAGCCAUUCGGUCUCAAACCUACCAAGAAUUCGGUCAAGCACAGAGUGGAGUCUUACUGUGUACCGACGUUGCAGCCCGCGGACUUGAUCUGCCCGACGUGAAUCGUAUUAUACAGUACGACGCUCCUUCUGAUCUCAAGGACUAUGUCCAUCGUGUGGGAAGAACUGCAAGAUUAGGUAAAGCUGGCGAGGCCAGUCUGUUCCUCCUUCCCAGUGAAAUGGAGUACUUGGAUAUUUUGAAGGCACAAGACCUUCAUGCCUCCAUCAUUCCCGUGGAAACGGUUCUUGCCCAUCUGACAACCCAUGCGAAUAGUCAGGAUUAUCAAACGCCUGCACAAGAACUCCAAAACAUGCUUGAGCAAUGUGUUCUCCGCAGCUCCGAACGAAUGAAUUUGGCCAGAAAAUCCUAUUGGUCUAGUGUGCGUGCCUACACUACCCAUUCAGCCGCCGAGAAGCACAUCUUCCAUAUCAAGAAGCUUCAUCUGGGGCAUUACGCCAAAAGCUUUGCCAUGCGGGAAGCGCCAUCUGACAUGAACGAAACCAAUUCGAAAACGCAAAAGAAGCGACAACAAAAGAAUGACCGUCUGCCUGGAAUGAACACAUCUAAUAAUCGUACCAAACGAAAAUACGAUCAAGCCAGUGAAUUUGCCAUCAGUGGUGCCGCAAGUAUGGUGGGACCGCGGACAAAGCGAAAUAGGAAAUAAAGCAUGACAUUUCGUCC
Molecule: messenger RNA, 2506 nt
Organism: Umbelopsis ramanniana AG
Lineage: Eukaryota; Fungi; Mucoromycota; Umbelopsidomycetes; Umbelopsidales; Umbelopsidaceae
Exons: 2
Coding region: 60-2489 (809 amino acids)
Biological process (GO): ribosome biogenesis
Cellular component (GO): nucleus
Molecular function (GO): ATP binding; nucleic acid binding
Source: RefSeq, a predicted model, not a curated record